This is a messenger RNA of Cyclocybe aegerita, 564 nucleotides long. NCBI's taxonomy places the organism in Eukaryota, Fungi, Basidiomycota, Agaricomycetes, Agaricales, Hemipholiotaceae. The record is from the annotation of a GenBank genome assembly.
AUGGCUCCCUCUACUUGUCGUCAAAAGCACUCCUCACCUGUAAUUGUUUCAGAGUUAGAGGCUGAUAGCAGUGAAGAUAAUGCCAAUGCAUCUGAGGCUGGUACCAAUGCUUCUGAUAUGGGUACUGAUACCCUAGAUGAUGACCUACCAAGUGAUGAAGAGGACUACAUAUCUCCGCCUCCAACCCAGAGGCGUGGUGGCAAUUACAACAAGAAGAAAUCCAAUAGUACUGCUGAUGCAAUAAAAACUCACAAGAGGGUUCCAAAGAGAUCCCCACAGGCUGAUAUAAUGGAGCAUGAAGAUGAUGAGACACCAGCCAAUGAUGAGACUGAAGAGGAGGUCUCUGAUGACAAGCGGCUGCCUCUGAAGCUCAAGCUAUCACACAACCCUGCCUGUCAACUUGUUUUUGAUCGAGCUGUUGAAAAUCACAAGCUUGAGAAGGUCAAGGAGUUGACAAAGAAGAAUAAAAAGCAGGGCAAACGCACAUCAGAUGAUCCCUUUUUGGAAACCGACAAGCAAGAGUUAGUUCUUGAUGAUCUUGAGCCCACUGAGAUUCCCCAGUAA